Trichoderma gamsii is the source of this 1881-nucleotide messenger RNA. Its product is annotated as FAD binding domain-containing protein. The record is from RefSeq and is a predicted model, not a curated record. Gene Ontology annotation, molecular function: FAD binding. Bases 1 to 1881 code for a protein of 626 amino acids. The transcript has 5 exons. NCBI's taxonomy places the organism in Eukaryota, Fungi, Ascomycota, Sordariomycetes, Hypocreales, Hypocreaceae.
AUGCCAGCAUACGCUUUCGAUAAGCUCAAGUGGUGUGUAGUAAUCCUUCAAAUGUUGGCACUCAGUUAUCAACUGCUGUUUGCUCUGUCUGGCAUGGUCAGCGGAGCUCACGCUCUUCGUUCUGAAACCGAAUCCUGCAAGGCCUAUCCAGGCACAUCUUCUUGGCCAUCUGCCAGCACUUGGGCAGCCCUCAAUCAGACACUUGAUGGACGACUCCUCCAGCCUUCUCCUCCUGGGGCCGUAUGUCACCCGGACCAGCCUACUUACAAUGCGAGCCAAUGUGCAGACGUCGCUGAAGAAUGGACGACGUACGAGUUCCACACCGAGAAUCCAGUUUCUGUGAUGUGGGACCAAUACGACAACUAUACCUGCCUGCCGGAGAUGAAUACAACCUGUUCCUCUGCUGGAUAUCCCGCCUACGUGGUGAAUGCAUCGUCUGCUGAGCACGUCAAGAUUGGCAUUGAUUUUGCCCGCAAGUACAACAUCCGCCUCAACAUCAAGAAUACCGGCCACGAUUACAUGGGCCGCUCCAACUCGCCCGGAUCGCUCUCUAUAUGGACCCACCAUCUCAACCAAAUCACAUACAACCAAGGCCAGCUCAAGCUCAGCGGCUCUGGAAGGAUUAUCUCUGGCGAUUCUUAUACUGUUGGUGGCGGUGCACAAAUGUACAACGUCUACUCCGCCGCGGACAAGCACCACCAAACCAUUGUCGGCGGAGGCGCCAAGAGCGUGGGCAUUGGAGGCUACAUCACAGGCGGCGGACAUUCGGUCCUCGCACCGAGUCAUGGCCUGGCGGCGGAUAACGUGUGGGAAAUGGAAAUCGUCACCCCAGGCGGAGACAUCUUGACAGUCAACGAGGACCAGAGCCCAGACUUGUUUUGGGCCAUGCGAGGCGGAGGCGGCUCGACGUUUGGCGUCAUCACAUCUGCCACGCUUAAGGCAUAUCCUAGUCCAAAAGUCACAGGUGUGACUCUCGUAAUUGUCACCGAUACCAAAGAGUCCUUUGUGCCCGACCUUCUCGCCUACAUCGCCUCCCAAAUGCCAAGUUUGAUGGAACAAGGUGUAUCAGGUUACAACAUUAUGACCAAAGACAUGCAAAACCCCAUUCAAGAACCAGGUCUCCCAGAUCGCAUUGCUGGACUUGUGGGAAGCUGCAUUAUGCAGGAUAUCGACGGCAGCCAAGUAAUUACCGAAGCAUUUAAUCCAAUCAACGAGACUAUUCAACAGCGCUGGCCCAACAAAGUCCAAUUCUACACCAUCAUCGAGCAGUUCGAUUCGUUUCUGGGUUGGUUCGACAAGAACUAUGACAUGUAUUCAGCAGGAGGAAGUGCAUAUCUUGUUUCUAGACUUCUGGAUGGAGAGGCCUUGACGGGCGAUUCAGAAGCACUAGGAAAUGCGCUCCAGGAAGUACUGUCCUCUGGAAGCAAAGGUUCAUUGGCCGCUUACAUGGUAGCUGGAAAGGGUGUUCAGGAGGCAGUGCCAAGAGGAGGCGGCAAUGCUGUCAACCCUGCAUGGAGAACUGCCUACGUUCACGCUUUGAAUGGCGAAACUUUUGCACCGCUCAACAGCACCGACGAGGACAGAGCGAAAGCCGUUUUAGAGAAGAACUUCCAGCCUCUGCGCGAUCUAACACCUGGAGGCGGCGCAUACAUAAACGAGGCACGCCUUUCCGUUCGAAAAAGAUUAUCAACAAACCUUUUGGGGCAGCAACUACGCAAGGUUACUGCAAAUCAAGCGCCAAGUCGACCCAACAGAUGUUUUCUGGUGCUCGCCAUGUGUGGGCAACGAGAGAUGGGAGGUCCGUCAAGAUGGACAACUUUGUCAGAAAUGAUGCGGAUAUAUGGGCCAGGCAUUCGGCCAGUUAUCGCUUGCUACAUCUAG